AUGAGAGCCAAGCGCCUCUUCCCGUCGGAUCGGUUGGUCCACCGUGCGGUGGACUUGGUGUUGAGCUUUGCAGUGCCACGCUCCGCUGCGUGCAUCGGGGCCUUGAUGGAUGCUGCUACCAAGGAUGAGAUGGUGCAACGGAGUGGCAUUUGCAGCCUCGGCCACCUGGCCAAGCAUGGAGGAGUUGCAUGGCGUGGUGCGACAAACACAGCGGUGAAUCGAAUCCUUCGGGCUUUGCAACAGCACAAAGGCAGUGCUGCCCUGCAGGCGUCCGGGCUGUGGGCCCUGGGUCGCCUGGCAGAACGUUUGGAGGCGCCAGGCGGUGGAAUGCAGGAUGCAGCACAACGUGCCAAGCAGUUGCACCCCGACUCGGCUUUGGUGCAACGACAUGCUGAUGAACUCAUUGCCUUUCUCCUGAGGCCUUAG
Messenger RNA from Cladocopium goreaui, 426 nucleotides. NCBI's taxonomy places the organism in Eukaryota, Dinophyceae, Suessiales, Symbiodiniaceae. The record is from the annotation of a GenBank genome assembly.